Molecule: messenger RNA, 735 nt
Organism: Aspergillus ruber CBS 135680
Lineage: Eukaryota; Fungi; Ascomycota; Eurotiomycetes; Eurotiales; Aspergillaceae
Exons: 2
Source: RefSeq, a predicted model, not a curated record
CUCCUCCCCCGCCGCUCCUCCGUCCCCAAAGCCCGCACCGUCCUCAAACCCCCGGAGCGCCCCAUCGCCCUGCGCCGCGAAUACAUCACUGACACAAAAACCCUCCUCACCCUCAACCCACAAGGCGGUUCCAACUCCUCAAAGGCCUAUACUAUACUAGAUGAUGAAGGCGCGGUCAUGUUCACGGUAACGGGGUGGAAGUUCAGCGACAGGAGUUGCCGCGAGUUCCGCGAUGCGUCGGGAUUACCGCUGUUCGAGCUGCAUCGGACUUGGUUCAAGUUUAGGCAUAAGUGGUGUGUUACAUUGCCGGGAGUUAUGCCUGGUAGAGGUGGAAGCAGUAGUGGUGGUGGUGGGUUUGGGGAUAGCUGUAAUAACGGGGGUGUUCUUGCGACGGGGUCGCAUCGGAUUCGGGCUCUUGGGUAUAAGCCUUGUGGGGGGUUUAGUAUUGGGAUUGAGAGGAAUGCUGCUGCUGCGGAUACAAAGAAGGAGGAUGAUAAGAAGCUUACGCUGAAUAUUGAGAGAUAUGGGAAUGUGUUGGCGUUAUUUGACGUUGUCGAUGGGGAUCGCAAAGUUGCCCAGGUGCGCGAAAGUAUCGAACAUAACGAGAGACUGGCCCUAAUCAGUUCGCGUGCGGACUAUCGCCCUGUAUUUGAUGUUAUCGUCACGUCCGGGGUGGACUUGUCUUUGAUUGCUAUCAUUGCGGUGAUUGCGUCGGAUUCUGUUUUUACAGCGAAU